GACGUGCUCUCUUGUGUUUAGAAGUAGUUCGGUGAACUGCUGAAUUUAUGUUGUUGGUGGUUUCUUCCAUAAUAACAUGGACAUUUAAGAAGAAACACGGUUUACUGGAUUUUAGUUUAAAAUAUUUAUCAUACAGUCAAGCGAAAGUGUUUCUGCAGGUAGUAUAAGAUGGCGAACAAAGAAGAUGCCGCAGCCGAAUGCAGUAUUAAGGUGAUGUGCAGGUUCCGCCCCCUAAAUUCAUCUGAAAAAGAAAGAGGGGAUGAAUUUCUUCCAAAAAUAUCUGCUGAGGAUAAAGUAACUUUUGGAAGACCAUCAAAAAUGUACACAUUUGAUCGAGUAUUUGGCCCUUCAUCAACACAGGAACAAGUUUAUGUGGCUGGAGCAAGGCCCAUUGUUAAAGAUGUGUUGGAAGGCUAUAAUGGAACCAUAUUUGCAUACGGCCAAACUUCAAGUGGGAAAACUCACACAAUGGAGGGAGUAUUACAUGAUGACAAUCUGCGAGGCAUCAUUCCACGUAUCAUUGAUGAUAUUUUCAACCACAUCUACACCAUGGAUGAGAAUCUUGAGUUUCACAUUAAAAUAUCUUACUUUGAAAUUUAUCUUGACAAAGUGAAAGAUUUACUUGAUGUUUCAAAGACUAAUCUCUCAGUCCACGAAGAUAAGAAUCGUGUUCCAUAUGUGAAGGGAUGCACAGAGCGAUUUGUUGCAUCACCUGAGGAAGUAAUGGAAACAAUAGAUGAAGGAAAAUCUAAUCGACAUGUUGCUGUUACAAACAUGAACGAACACAGUUCACGAAGCCACAGUAUUUUCCUCAUUAAUGUAAAGCAAGAAAACACAAUGACGGAAACUAAACUUACCGGCAAACUUUACUUGGUUGAUCUUGCUGGAAGUGAAAAGGUUGGUAAAACAGGAGCUGAAGGAACAGUAUUACACGAAGCAAUGAACAUCAACAAAUCUUUAUCAUCUCUUGGUAAUGUGAUAUCUGCCCUUGCAGAUGGAACGAAAACCCACAUUCCCUAUCGGGAUAGUAAAAUGACGCGGAUAUUACAAGACAGCUUGGGUGGAAAUUGUCGAACUACGAUAUUUAUCUGUUGCUCACCAGCAAGCUACAAUGAACCAGAAACUAAAUCCACACUUUUGUUUGGUGUGAGAGCAAAGACGAUUAAGAACUCCGUGCAAGCUAAUGUGGAAUUAACUGCCGAGCAAUGGAGGAAGAAAUUUGAAAAAGAACGAGAUCGUAACAAACAGCUUAUUAAUACUGUCGCUCAUCUUGAAAAGGAACUUUCCAGGUGGAGAAGUGAUGAGAAUUGCAAUGAGAUAAGAGAUACUGUUCCUAUUGAAGAGCGAGUCAACACAAAGGACCGUGCUUCUCUAGCACCCAUAGUGGACAAUCACACUGCACCAGUUACACUUAUAACCAAUGCACAGAUUGCAACCGUUCAAUCCAAUGAUUCACUUGUAACAUCAGCUACAACAGAUUCACUUGAUGAUGAGAGACAGAACUUGUACAAGAUGCUUGAUGAUAAGGAUGAGGAGAUCAAUCAGACUUCACAGAUGUUGGAACGAGUGAAGCAACAGAUGACUGAGCAGGAAGACAUCAUCACACAACAUCGGAUCGAUUACGAAAACCUCCAGGAAGAGAUGACCAGGCUUCAGACGGAUAAUGAAGCUGCUAAGGAGGAAGUACAAGACGUCUUACAAGCUUUGGAAGAACUUGCAUUAAACUAUGAUCGUAAAGUGCAAAUAGCUGAAGACAAACAUAAAGAACUCAACCAAGUAUCUGAAGAAUUAAGUGAGAAAACUAAAUCGCUGAAUGCACUUGAGAUGGAGGUUGCUCACUUGAAAGAUGUUGGAGAUCUUCACAAACGACGUGUUAGUGAUCUAAUGACAUCAAUGUUGAAGGAUCUUGGUGAAAUAGGAACAGCUAUCAACAACAAGGAACAGCAAAUCCCAGAAACAAUUGGUGAGAAGUUUGAGGAGGAGAUCACGAUGACGAGGCUCUAUGUGUCGCGGAUGAAAUCGGAAGUGAAACAACUCGCAUCCAAGUGUCAUGGACUGCAGACGCAACAGGAGGAUAAUAACAAGAAGUUGGAAGAAAGUGAACAGGAGCUCUCAAACUCCCGUCUCCUCAUCUCACAGCAUGAAGCGAAGAUGAAAUCACUCAUCGAGUAUAUGAAGGAUGUUGAAAACAAGAAGAGGACAUUGGAAGAAUCUGUUGAUAAACUGAAUGAGGAUAUGGCUCAACUCCGAUCACGGGAGCAAAUGAGAGUAAUAGCUCUAGAAGACAAAGAGAAAGAAUCCAUGGAUCAUCAGAAGAAUGCAGAAGAGCUAAAACAUUCCCUGGAGCAAGAGCUUGAAAGUCAUCGUGACUCGCAUCACAUGCAGGUAUCGCGACUUCGGGAUGAAGUGGAAGAAAAGAUGAAGAUGAUUGAAGCUCUGAAAGACAACCAUCAAAAGUUGUUUUUGGAAAAUGAGAAACUUCAGUCUGAUUACGAGAAGUUAAAGAAAGAGGAACGAGAUAAGGAAUUAAAACUGAAAGAUCUUCAUUCAAAGUUUGAUAGAAGAGAACAAGCAAGACAGGACUUGAAGGGACUUGAGGAGACUGUUAGUAAAGAACUACAAACAUUACACAACCUUCGUAAACUUUUUGUGAGAGAUCUUAAUGCAAAAGUAAAGAAGGUAUCAACAUGAGGUAGAUAGAAUCAAGGAAGCUGUUAGAGCAAAGAAUAUGACAAGACGAGGACAUUCUGCACAGAUCGCAAAACCGAUCCGACCUGGACAGAAUUCAACGCAUGGAUCGACCAUCAGAGGUGGUGGACAACCUGUUAUAUCUAUUCGUGGAGGUGGCAGAAAUCGCACUCCUACCACACAACGUUAUGAUGAAGGUGACGUUGAUUCUUCUAUAAAGAAAGGAAUCCAAUCUCCACCAACGGCUGUAGGAGCUACAACAGCGCAGCUUGGGAAUAGAAAGGAUUCACAUCCACUGAAGUAAUGGAGAUGAAAAAACUUCGUCAACAACAACUUGCAACUCAACAGAAACCUCCUCACCAACGAUAUGGUUAUAACUCAUGAUGGGCAGUCUUCAACUUAUUAGAAAAUGUUCAGCAAUCUUGGAAUUUACUGCGAAUUAUUUCAUUUAUUUUCCCCCUUUAUAUAAGGGUUGGUGUGGUAGCACUUACUUGUGGUCCGUACAAAACAAAUCGCAAUUGAGAAGUUCCAAGCUUAUUUAUUUCCUCGCUGAAUGCAGCAUGGUUUGGAUUCUUCUGUUUGUGAUGUAGCAACAUGUGCUGGUGCUGUACACGUAGCAUGCAAAUGUUGAAGCCUACAAUAUCAAAGUGUUAUAAAACGACGUGCAACUAAUUAACAUAUUUAAUUAAUAGGUAAUCUAACCAACGUGUGAUGCGACCACACGUACUUGUUGCAAGUGUAUAGCUGGUAGCGACUUAAAGUGAGUGUAUAUUUAACACUGUAUAAUCACAAUACGUUAAUGCUUAUGCACGUCAUUGCUCCGCACCCCAUACCCGGUCGUGUUGCCGAUUAUUUUCUUGAACUAUGUUUCUUCACUCCCGAACCUCCGGUACGUUACGUUUACUAUACCAUGAAAUAUGCUGUACAUAACAUCCCCAUGAUAUUACCGAACAUUGGCAUCAAUGUAUUCUCGUGCAAUAAUCGCGGUGAUCAAAGUUUCGUAACCCCGGCACGAGUGGGUCGGUGAAGUCCGUAUUGUCACUGCGUUGUUUGUAGUCGCAUGAAGAUAAUUUGUGGUAAUUGUGUUUCGAAUGCAUGACUGACUGAUUAUGUGAGUAUUACCUAUGAUGUAGAUACCGGUAUUCGAUUGGUUGGCUGGUUUUGUGUGUCGUGAAUAUUUCGUAAAUUUUGCUGCUUUGUUACAUUGGGCAGCGCUAGUUAUGUAUACUAUAGAAUAAAUUUGUUGAAUGUC
Molecule: messenger RNA, 3940 nt
Organism: Ciona intestinalis (vase tunicate)
Lineage: Eukaryota; Metazoa; Chordata; Ascidiacea; Phlebobranchia; Cionidae
Source: RefSeq, a predicted model, not a curated record